This is a messenger RNA of Lactuca sativa (garden lettuce), 420 nucleotides long. The record is from RefSeq and is a predicted model, not a curated record. NCBI's taxonomy places the organism in Eukaryota, Viridiplantae, Streptophyta, Magnoliopsida, Asterales, Asteraceae.
AUGGAAGCUUGGAAUAGGUUACGAAACAUAUUCCAAGUCAACAAGAUUUCCAGUGUGGUUACCCUUGAAGUUGAGUUCUCCAAUACCAUAAUGGAGAAUUUUCCUAAUGUUUCGGCUUACUGCCAACGCCUCAAGUCUCUUGUCGAUCAGCUAAAGAAUGUUGGUGCUCCUACUCGUUAUACGUUAACUCUUGAGGAAGAGAGUUUCACUAAGGGGGUUGCUACAUGGUUAGAAUCUUCCAUGGUCACAUCCUUGCAAUCAGAGGAUUCCUUUGUUCCCAAGUCCAACUUGGAUCACAUGCAUAACAGGGGGAAGCAAUCUGGAAAUUGGAAAACUGGCCGAAAAUCAAGCAACGAUGGAGGUUGUGGUUCCGGUAUGGGUCAAGGCAGUAGUGGUGGAAGUCGUGGAAGUACACAAUAG